UUCGCUUUUAAAAUAAGAACAAAGAGAAAAAGAAAUUUUGCUAAUGAGAUAAUUUUAAAGUCUAGGAUGUGUUCCUUGGGUGUGAAAAGCAAAAGUAACCCUCAUUCCUUUAUUUAUUUUCAUUUUUGAAAUCUUCGGAGAAGUGUAGUUCGGAUAGUCUCUUCAGUGUACGUGUGCGUGUGUGUUUGAAGUAGCCGUUGGAGCAGGCCUUCUAGAAAGGGCUCUGAUCAUCUUUACAUACCUCUUUGCUGAGCAGUAGGUAGGCUCACUUCUCUUUCCCUUCCAGAUGUCUUUCAUAGUCUUGGAGAAGGGCGCUGUGGGAGUAUUGAAUCUGGCCUCUUGAAAACAGAAUGCCUCAGUGGAUUUUACCUCUGUGGUCUUGACCUAGGUGGGCUUUAUGAUGUGUGAUACCUUUACCUAGAAAGGUAUAUAGUGUGCUUUUUGGUUUUGGAGAAAAACAGAAAUGGGUGCAGUCACUGAGUUUGAAAUGUUUUCCAUUGACAGUGGACAUUUUUGAUGACACGUGUUUAUGUGGAUGUGAAUGCAGAGUUAGAAUGGUCGUCCCUGUUGCUGUGACACAUGGACAGAAGCAGCUAAAGGGAGACGAAAGGCCCAGACCCAGAGCUGGAUCACUCAGGCAUCAUCCUCUGCGCGGUGUAAUGGAACCCCUAGUCUGACCAGCAGGGCAUUAUGGGCUUUUCGUUUCCUGUCUCUGCUUCCCUCUCCUAACCAAACAUUCCCUGUCCGCUGGCUGCCCGCCCAGCCGUGUUUCCUGGUGAAAACGACACAAGCGAAUCACAGUUGUAUCUGAGUAGGUCUUUUUGGUUUAGUUCCUCAUGUGGGGGGUGGAAGGGGUAGGGGUAUCCCCCGGUUCUAUGUAAACAAUUUCUGUUUAGUAUUAUCUACUAACUAAAAUCGCCCCCACCGAGGAAGGGGAAGUGCUUCUACAGGGUACAUGAGAGCCACACAAACACACUUCAUCUUAGGAAGCACUUAGGGAAGCUCCCAAGAAGGCAGUGUUAGCAAAAAUGGUUGGUUGUGACGCUUGGAUCUCAUAGAUGCCAAGUGUACCAAGAUGUCUGCCCACAAAAUUCACUUGCAUUUAAUGCUUCGGAAUAUUUAUAUUCCAGUAUUCCUUGUAUGAAGUGAUUAGUAAUGUCAGACAUUGUUGUCACACUGUACUAAGUAGAAGUCUAGGGGUAGCUUGAAUGAACGUUAGCUUUCUCUGUGAAUUUUGACUGCUUACAGUUGCUGGUACCUGGUGGCAUUUAUUUUCCCUCAAGAAGUACCUAGGAACCUUAUGAUGGUAGGGAGGGUAGAUGCUUGGCCACAUUCCUUCCGUUGUGUUAUAUGUGUUCCUUUUUUCUUACCAAUUUAGAGUUCUUCUCUAGAAAAAAAGAAGAAAAAAAGCUGUUUUGUGCCUCUCUGUCUCUCUCUUUCUCUCUCUCUCUUAAUGUAAAUGUGCAAUCGUACUGGAUUUUCUCUUGUAAAAAAAUAAUGUAAAACAAAACAAACAACAACAAAAAAAUCACACUACAAUUCCUUUACUUAAGCUCCUAAACUGCCAUUUGCCUGAUUCCAGUAAUUAAUUCUGAGGUAACUUAUUGGGCCUCCAGGAAUUCUCUUGAUUAGAUAUGGUCCCAGGAGAAAGAGCAAAAUGGAAAAUGCUAUGUAUGUUACCAGAUCGAGUCGCUACCGGUAACACGCAGCACAGCACCCAAAACACUAAACUUUGCUCUUGAGCAAUUAUAUAGUUUGAUAUCCUUUUAAAAAAUAAUUUAAGAAAAUCUAGGUUUUAUCAUACUAACAACUUUAUUUUAUAUAUAUAUGUAUGUGUGUGUGUAUAUAUAUAUAUGAGAUAAAUGUUUGCUUUUUUUAAACUUACUAACAUGAAGGAUUUCCUUUAACAUUCAAAAUAUAACCCUUGUUGAAACCGUAUCCCACAUGAACUCUCUCCUUGCUUCCUUUUGGACUUAGCGCUCUUUAAUACCUGACGACUUUUCUAUGGUAAGCCAAGGUGCACUCUGUACACUUACAAGUACCUGCGGGUCCAGUAUUUUUAUGCAGCUUCAUCAUGUCACGUUUUGUUUGUGUUAUAACAACUCUGCUGAGAUUUUUUAAUCUUUUUGGGGGGGGCGGGGGGUGGGGUACCUAAUAAGAUCGUUCUGCCAUUUCAGAAAUCAGGGUAGAAAACAAAACUAGCUAACUGUAGCUCUGGAGUCUUCGUCCAGGAGUGCUCUUUAAUGGUCCAGAAAGUGGUUUUAGUCCUGCCAGCUCCGAGGAGCUCUCCUCACACCUGCGUGGGGUCACCACCGACCUGUUUAAUGUGUCUGCAGGCGGCAGGCUGUGCAAGCAGUAGGGGGAGAGAAAGCUGCGCUUUCUGCGUGCACAUUUGCCUGCGCCUCGCCAAUGAAAUGGUCCAAAGGACGUGUUGCUCUCUCAUAGUCUGUAGAUGGUAUUUGUUAACUUUUAAAUCUGUAUGUGGUCAGAGCAUAAAUGGUUGGGUUUUAUUGUCCAAAAAUGAAAUAACUUAAAGCAUCAUGAGAUAAUGGUGUUUUGUUUUUUUUACCCUCAUGUUAAUUCUUUGAAAGAAGAAGUGAAUGUAAAAUUUUUGAUAAUCAGCGUAAAGCUUCCGAAAUCAGAUGGGUAACACCUAGAGAGGAAAUCCUGGGCGGCUUUCCAGGCAUGCGCGGUGCAGGCAGGGCUGGAGGGGGCCGGCGCGGAAUCAGGGGGCCUGCGAGCGCCGGCUGCGGGGCGCUGGGGGCGCUGGCUGCCGGCGGGGUGGCCAGCCCUUCAUUCCUGGAAGGCCAGCGCAGCUGGAGGAAGGCGACGGAGCUCCUCCCUCCCUUCCAGAGGUUGAUCCAACCCGAGGAGAUGUGGCUUUACCGGAAUCCGUAUGUGGAAGCCGAGUAUUUCCCUACCAAGCCCAUGUUUGUGCGUGGAGAACGAGCCUUGCUUGGGACCCUCAUACUUAGUACCGAGCGUGCUGCUAGGGCGCCGGUGGCCCUCCCGGCUCCGGACGAUCUUGGUGGGGAACUUCUUGCCCCUUUCGUGAGAUACUUCAAGAAGGCAGGUGCGACAGACAGCAAGCAAGCCUGCCUGGGUAAGAACGAGCCCUCUCCGGCUGGGCGGUCUCUCGCUCCUCGGUGCCGGCAUCUCAGCCACUGGAGGCGUGACCUCUGCGUGGGGAGGCCACGAGGUCUGCGUCCCCGAAGUCGUCCUAUCUCCCCAGGACCCAUCUUGUCACCCGUGGCUGCCAGCCUCGCCCUGGCUCUGAACGGUGUCGUUACCAACACAGUAAAACUGAUAGUGGGCAGGCCACGCCCAGACUUCUUCUACCGCUGCUUCCCCGAUGGGCAAGCCCGUUCCGACUUGACGUGCACGGGGGAGAAGGACGUGGUGAAUGAGGGUCGCAAGAGCUUCCCGAGUGGACAUGCUUCCUUUGCAUUUGCUGGUCUGGCCUUCGCUUCCUUCUACCUGGCAGGGAAGUUACAUUGCUUCACACCGCAAGGCCGUGGGAAAUCUUGGAGGUUCUGUGCCUUUCUGUCGCCCCUCUUCCUCGCAUCUGUGAUUGCGCUGUCCCGCACCUGUGACUACAAGCAUCACUGGCAAGAUGUACUAGUUGGAUCCAUGAUUGGCCUGACAUUUGCCUAUGUCUGCUACAGGCAGUAUUACCCUCCUUUGACGGAUGCAGAAUGCCAUAAACCAUUUCAGGACAGACUUGUACUUCCCACAGCACAGAAGCCUAGUGACCCUUAUCAUUUUAGUAUUUAGAAAUCAGAACUACGUCAGUGGAGAUCAGGUGAAUCAACCCCUCCUAACUGCCCAGGACAAGAAUGUCUGAACUUUCUACUUUUAAGAGAUACAGGUGAGGACAUAAGCACUUCAUUCUGUCUCCGUAUCUUUACGCAGUUUUGCUUACAUGAAUUUGUCAUGAGUCAAGGUUCAAGGUUCUUUUUCACGACUCUGUGCCACACGUUCUGAUAACAAGGUCUUCCAGUAGUCCACCAGAUUGGUAUCCCAAGAUCUACAGUGUUUUACAUUUAAUUUAAAUGCCAUUCUUGAAGGAUAUUUCACAAAGAAGCCUUUACAUAUCCUAGAACCCCUGGAACCCAGAGUUAAAUCUCCAUUUUCCAUAGCUCAAAAUCUUAAAACCCAGGGCAUGACUAACUAAAUUAUUUUGGUUCUCUUUACUUCUCUGGUGACAAUUCCAUCAAGCCUUACACAGGAACAUGUCCAAUUCUGGUUUCUUUACUGCCUUAUACACGUAUCUUAUCUGAGUCUAGCCAGACAUUGCUGUCCGUUUUGAAUCCUGUGGGCAUAAAUUAUUUAUUGAAUCACUAAAUAAACAAUUUUAAAAAAUGGUAAGGACAAAUGAGGUGGCACCAUCAGUUGCUAGUAUUGAAACCACACUCCUGCACUGUGUUCCUGAGCUUCCUUCCCUCCCUGCAUGACUGAAGACUUGCCCAAGGGCAUCAACUCUGCGAACUGGCUAAGGCAGGAAAGACAAAAUACAGAUGGCGUUAUCUGGAGGACAAAUGAACUUUUUCUGUCCCUUCAUAAUGGGAUAUAAAGAACAAUUACAGGACAUCAUCAGAACUGAUGCUAUUGGACCUACAACUGCCCUUCUCUUUGCGAUUAUACUUUAAAUAUGACCUUGUCUUAUGUGUUUCUUUCUAUAUUUUCAGUGUAUCUUUUUCCUUCAAUAAAUGUGAUAGUCAAAGAAAA
Molecule: messenger RNA, 4728 nt
Organism: Ailuropoda melanoleuca (giant panda)
Lineage: Eukaryota; Metazoa; Chordata; Mammalia; Carnivora; Ursidae
Gene: PLPP5
Product: phospholipid phosphatase 5
Exons: 7
Coding region: 2686-3774 (362 amino acids)
Biological process (GO): phospholipid metabolic process; phospholipid dephosphorylation
Cellular component (GO): membrane
Molecular function (GO): phosphatidate phosphatase activity
Source: RefSeq, a predicted model, not a curated record